Histoplasma capsulatum G186AR is the source of this 1818-nucleotide messenger RNA. RefSeq lists its product as uncharacterized. NCBI's taxonomy places the organism in Eukaryota, Fungi, Ascomycota, Eurotiomycetes, Onygenales, Ajellomycetaceae. The transcript has 4 exons. The record is from RefSeq and is a predicted model, not a curated record. Bases 1 to 1818 code for a protein of 605 amino acids.
AUGUUGUACAAGGCGCAUCGUGUCACUCGGCCAGCUGAUAUUCUCGGUGCUUCCGCGCCAUAUUUGAAAACGGUAACCAGAGACCCUGAGACUCAUCGAAUCCGAGACAUCAAGCCGGGAGAGCAGGUAGAGAGUGUGUGUGAUGUGUAUGAGAGAGAGGAUACAAUAUUUCGUUUCCGUACAUCUAAAGGUAAACUCGGAACUGGCCUGCCGAAUCAGGUGAAAUAUAACGAAGCCGACGCAUUGGAGGACUCUAUCCUUUUCUCCGAAGAAUUAACGGGAAAAACUACGUCGAAUCGCUUGAAAACGAUAAGGAACAAAUUGACAGACUUCGAGCAAGGACGGAUCAAAAAUUAUGCUACUCGUUUUGCCUAUGAUCUCGAUACUGAUGACGAAUAUAAUUCUGAGGAGUUUAACUCUGAUGAGUAUUAUUCAGACGUGGAAGAGGACGAGUGGGAAGAAUCUGAUUUCUCGGAUAGUAGCUCGCUAAAUCAGAGUGGUGAAAUAAAACUGGAGGAGUCUGAUAAAGCUCAAGAUAAAGACGGAGAGAGCGAGGAGGGCCGUGACCUAUCAAACUCUAGCCGAUCCGGUACCAUUGUGGACGAUUUUAUCGAUGCGCUGGAAAAGGCAAAUGACCUCUUGGAAACAUUGGGACCUGGACCAGAGGGUGUUGAUGACAUGCACCUUGAAUUUAUGGAAUUUAUAGACCGUCAUAAAGCCAAAGUUUUCAAGGAAGCCUGGCACCGGGCGGAUCUGGAGCCUAACGGUUUUGCUCAGUGGAACGAACUCCUCCAAAUCCGUUCCAAAUGUGAGGUAAAUUUCCACUACAUGACAGCAACAGUAGCAAACUGGUGGAAGCCUUUGGUAUUUCUGGACUACCCUUUGGGAACUCAUUCAAGGGUUCGAGGAGAUGCGCGGCGUGCAGGCUUGAUGACGUCAUUGUUUUUCCCAGCAGGGAAUGUUUUCUUUGACAAUUGCACAGAGGGGGAUGAAAUUAAAAAAUCUAUGCUUUUCAGACAAGUUGAGCGCAGCAAAACGCUUCCAGAUAGAAGAGGCUAUCAAUGCCCCACAUCCAGAGGCAAUAAAUUUUUCGAAGAGUUGGAUGGAAUUGCAGAGAGAUGCCAGAAAAAUCAGACCCAUCUUUUGGACGAGCUUUCUCCGGAAUGGGACGUUGCACUGCGGCCAAAAAUUGCCCACCUUUUCAAGGAGGGCGUCAUCUGCCUAUGCUAUGAGCCGCCGGAGCUGAUCCCAGGCCAAGCAUUCGGCAGCUGUGAGAAGGACCGUCCUCUCGAUCUCUUCAUCGAUUUCCGCAAGAUGUUGCAUGAAAUUCACAUGCCUCCCGGGCGCGAAGAUCCCUCCAAAAUCUCUAUCUCUUUCUUGCGUAACACCAUUAAAUCCCACGCUGCUUCCCGGCCAAAUGCGCACUACUCCUUUCUCAGAGUGUGGUCUGGCUCACAUUUCUAUCCUCUGAUGAUUGGCUAUGACAAUCGCCUCUGGACCUCGUUCAUCGAUGAGAUAGGACGUGCGUGGUCCUGGCGCUUUAUUCCAAAAGAUAUGCCAUUCUCUGACUGGAGUAUGCACAGCAACCUUCAGCAGCGGCUUGAUCCCUACAAGAAAGUUCUACUUAACAAAGUUGUGAUUAAACGGGAUAUGAUACUUAUACUUGCGGAGGAUGAGGAAGAACUGCUCUUGCUGACGUCGGCAGUAACAUUUGCUGUGCAGACUCAGCCUUGGAGACUAGAAGUGGAUUAUUGGAAGAGCUUUAUCAAUGUUGAUAGCGCCUUUUUGAAUGGACUGCAAGACGGAUGGUAUGAUUGA